Messenger RNA from Kogia breviceps (pygmy sperm whale), 3930 nucleotides. NCBI's taxonomy places the organism in Eukaryota, Metazoa, Chordata, Mammalia, Artiodactyla, Physeteridae. The record is from RefSeq and is a predicted model, not a curated record.
UGAGUCCCGGGGAAGCUGUGUGUCUGUUGUGAGCUUCCCCACAGAGGACCAUCCUUCUCCUAAACGGCAGAUGAAGAGUGGAGCUUUGCGACCUGUGAUGCUGUUGUGAUCCACCCUGACUGCUCUGCGGGUCACUUGAGGCAGGGAGGGCGGCAGCUGUGGUGGCUGGACGGCCGCGUCCAGCCGGUGCUCAGGAGGCUCCUCCGAGCUGGACGCCCACGUGGGAGCCGAGAGCGGUGUUGAGAUGCCGCGCCAGUUCCCCGAGCUGAGCAUCUCCGAGGUGGACGAGCAGGUCUGGCUCCCGGCCGAGAAGGUGUUCGCUAAAGUGCUCGGAGAAGAGGACAGCAACGACGCCCUGUCCCCCUUCGCCGUGCCUGGGGGCUGCCCCAUGGGGCAGAAGGAGGCCAAGGAGAGGGAGCUGCAGAAGGAGCUGGCAGAGCAGAAGUCUGUGGAGACUGCGGAAAGAAAGAAAAGUUUUAAGAUGAUCCGGUCCCAGUCCCUGUCUCUGCAAAUGCCAAUGCAGCAAGUUUGGAAGGGACUCCCGACAGCCCGCCCAGCCACGUCUGCUGCAGCUCCUGUGCUCCCCGGAGCCCCUCCCCAGCCUGCACCCACGCCCUAUGCCAUGCCCGAGUUCCAGCGGGUCACCAUCAGCGGAUACUACUGUGCCGGGAUAAGGCGUCUCUGCGGGGGCUGUAUCACCGUGGAGGACUAUGAGCAGGCUGCCAAGAGCCUGGCCAAGGCCCUGAUGAUCCGGGAGAAGUAGGCCCGGCUCGCCUAUCACCGCUUCCCACGCACCACGGCCCAGCACCUGGGUCAUUGGCGGACAGACGCUGCACCUCUGGAAGAGGGCCUCCCAGACUUCCACCCUCCCCCAGUACCCCAGGAAGACCCUUACUGCCUGGAUAAUGCUCCCCGCAACCUGGGCUUCCUGGUCUGCAUGCAGGGGGGCAUCCUCUACGUGUACGAUAACACGAAGAUGCUGGAGCGCCAGGAGCCCCACAGCCUGCCCUACCCGGACCUGGAGACGUACACGGUGGACGUGAGCCACGUCCUGGCUCUCAUCACCCAUGGCCCCACGAAAACGUACUGUCACCGACGACUGAACUUUCUGGAAUCCAAGUUCAGCCUUCACGAAAUGCUAAAUGAAAUGGCCGAGUUCAAAGAGUUGAAGAGCAACCCUCACCGAGACUUCUAUAACGUGAGAAAGGUGCUCAGACAGCUGGGUGCCUCAGUCAUUAGGUCAGCUCCUCUCUGCCCUGCCCGAAGGAACCCUACAACGCCCAGAUGGGUGUCCAGGAAAACUCCUUGCCCAGCCCUGCGCAGCCCUGCCCUCUGCCCACGUGCACGCUCUGGGCCUGACUGCUUCCUGCUGCCUGCGCCUGACUGCACUGGCUCCACACGGCUUCUAAGGCAGGGCCCCAGUGGGUAUUUGUGCUGUCUGGCCACCAUGAGGGCGAGAGUCCUAGGGGCCAGGGGGCGAGGGGGCUGUGGUUACAUCCCAGAGCCCAUCCUCACGUUCCCUGUCAGUCUGGGGGUUCAUGUGCUCUCUGGACAGAGGCCUGGAGGGGUCAUGUGUGUGGUGGCUGCAGAACAGUGUGGUGAUCUGGCUGGUGUCUCUUCUCUCCAGGGUCAGCAGACGUUCCACCGCUUUGACAAGUUCAACUCCAAAUACAACCCUGGGGGGGUCAGUGAGCUCCGAGACCUGUAUUUGAAAACUGAAAACUACCUGGGAGGAGAGUACUUUGCUCAGACGGUCAAGGAGGUGGCCCAGGAGCUGGAGGAGAGCAAGUACCAGUACUCAGAGCCACGGCUCUCCAUCUACGGCUGCAGUCCUGAGGAGUGGCCCAACCUGGCCCGCUGGUUCAUCCAGCACAAGGUCUACUCACCCAACAUGCGCUGGAUCAUCCAGGUGCCCCGGAUCUAUGACAUAUUUAGGUCAAAGAAGCUGCUGCCAAGCUUUGGGAAGAUGCUUGAGAACAUCUUCCUGCCCCUUUUUGAAGCCACCAUUAAUCCUCAAGAUCACUGAGAGCUUCAUCUCUUCCUCAGAUAUGUGACAGGGUUUGACAGCGUGGAUGAUGAGUCCAAGCACAGCAAUCACACGUUCUCAGACAAGAGCCCCAGACGGGACGUCUGGACCAGCGAACAGAACCCGCCCUACAGCUACUACCUGUACUACAUGUAUGCCAACAUCAUGGUGCUCAACUACCUCCGCAGGGAACGGGGCCUGAGCAUGUUCCUGUUCCGGCCUCACUGUGGGGAGGCUGGCUCCAUCACUCACUUGGUAUCUGCUUUCCUGACUGCCGACAACGCUUCCCAUGGGCUGCUCCUCGAGAAGAGUCCGGUGUUGCAGUAUCUCUACUACCUUGCUCAGAUCCCCAUUGCCAUGUCUCCUCUUAGCAACAACAGCCUGUUCCUCGAAUAUUCCAAAAGCCCUCUGAGGGAAUUCCUGCAUAAGGGACUGCAUGUUUCUCUCUCCACCGAUGACCCCAUGCAGUUCCACUACACGAAGGAAGCACUUAUGGAAGAAUAUGCAAUUGCGUCUCAAGUGUGGAAGCUGAGCACGUGUGACCUGUGUGAGAUCGCCAGGAACAGUGUGCUGCAGAGCGGCCUCUCACAUCAGGAAAAGCAAAAAUUGAGACAAAAUUAUUAUAAAGAGGGACCUGAAGGAAAUGAUAUUCGAAAGACAAAUGUUGCUCAGAUCCGGAUGGCGUUCCGAUAUGAGACCUUAUGCAAUGAGCUCAGCUUCCUGUCUGACGCCAUGAAAUCAGAAGAGAUCACAGCCCUGACCAAGUAGUCGAGUACUGGACAUGCAUUUUAACUUUCUGGUUUAAUUUCAAAUCUGCUGUGAUUAACAGUGUUCAAGAUACCAAACUAUCCUCCAUGGAGAGGAAGCCUGUGAAGAACUUUCAAACUAGUGAUUUUUUGUUGCACUGUUCACUUUAAGGUCUAACAUGUUCACUUCUGUUAAUAUUUUUGAGUAAUAGAUGGUGAAUCCUCCUUGGGGAUGUGGGAGCUGGACACUUGUCUGUACUCAUUCCUAAUUUUCCAAAUGUUUCUCUUGAAGGUGCUAAUGCUUGCAUUGUUGGGGCCAGGAUCUUACAUGGUCCAGUGCCCACUGACAGAUGAGGGCUGUGUGGUUUUCUGCCACGGUCCUCUCUGUAGCCCCUGCAGACUAGUUGUUAUUUGUUCAUUUCAGCCUCUGUUGGGCUGGCUGCCUUAAAAUCUAUUUCAAAGCUCCCUUUCAUAAAGGAGCUACUUCAAGAGAAUUAGAAAACUUCCUUUGUUGCGUUUUUUUUUUUUAAUGAAUUUUUAAAACUUUUAUUUAGCCUUUCUCCCUUUCUAUUUAGGAAACCAAAUAUUCACAUCACAACCAUCACUCCUAUUUUGGAUCUUGGUUUCCUUAUCUGAAAGGUGAGAGUUUGCACUAGAUAAGUGAUUUUCAGGUGGUCGUCUGUGAGUUCCCCUCCUGGACCACUUCAAGGCAGGGGUGGGCAGGGGGGAGUGAGGUUCUAGGGUGCUGCUUUUACUUCUUCAAGGUGACUCUGCUUUCAUCAGUUUUACAUUGGGACUUCUGUGUAUUUACAUUUGAACUAAGGACUGUGAAAAGCACAGGACUAGAUGACCUCUGUUCCUUUUGGCUUUAAUAUUCUAUAAUUGUAGCCCAAUUAUCAUUUUACUAAUGAAGAGUGAGUUAGGGCCACAGAAGUAAAGUUUGCUUAAGGUCACACAGCUCUAAUAAGUUAUAGGACUAGAACUAGGUUUCCCUCAUCCUAAUCCAGUCCUUUCCCCACUAUUCCAUCAGACCUCACAAAUUUAGAUUUUUUUUUUUUUUUGGUCACUGUAACCUGGUGCAUUUUUUUCCCCCAAGGUGAAAUCUCACCUUUACCUAAUAUGCAGACUUCUUCAGAAGAUAUAAGUGGUCCCUGGGGG